This is a messenger RNA of Ipomoea triloba (trilobed morning glory), 956 nucleotides long. RefSeq lists its product as uncharacterized. The coding region runs from base 304 to 729 and encodes 141 amino acids. The transcript has 3 exons. Lineage: Eukaryota; Viridiplantae; Streptophyta; Magnoliopsida; Solanales; Convolvulaceae. The record is from RefSeq and is a predicted model, not a curated record.
UUUUCUUCUUCACCGUAUACCAGAGGCGAGUGUACCAGCCAUCCACUAUCCUUCUGCGAGUAUACCAGAGACGAGUAUACUAGAGGCGACGCUCCGACGAACGAAGUACCAGACUCGGCGAGUUCACUCCUGUCUACUCGGCUCCAAAGACGGAGUCACCAAAAUCAUCCGUUGGCUCGUGCCAUCUCCUCGUUCAAGGUUACAAACACUGUGGAGGCAUGUGAGGAUACAUGGAAAAAAUUAUACGUGAAGCAUCCUAAAUUCAAGUCUUUUAAGAGAAAUGGUUGCAAACACUACGAGCUAAUGGCUGAGGUAUUUGCCCGAUCUGUUGCUACAGGAGGUCUUGCCAUCUCGUCCACGCAAAUGCCACCUAACUCUGAUGAUGAACGCCUUGAUGAGUUCUUACAUAGUGCAAGGCUAUCAUCAACUGCAACUAAUACAGGUGGUACCCGUUCCAAAGGGAAAAGGAGAUUGGAUGACAAGAUGAAUAUUGGUGGUAGCACGAGGAAAAGCACUAACAAGAAGUGGAAGGAUCAGAUAAUCGAUGUAUUGGAAAGUGUCAAUGCCACUAUGAUUUCAAAAGAACACCGUCGAAAAGCUAGGGAAAAGGCUAGUACGACGGUUGCUACCCCAUAUACCAUGAAAGCUUGUAUUGAGAUUUUGAAAAACAUGAGUGGAAUUCCCCCCCUCUGCCAUUAUUGCAACUUUCAAGCAUUUGGCAAAUCCUAACUUGCGUGAGGGCUUCAUAGAAAUGCCACCUGAAUGGUAACGUAAUUGGGUGUUAUCCUUAAAGUGAAUGUGUUGAACUUGUGCAAGUUGAGUUUUUUUGUUGUUAGAAAUGUUUGCUGAAUUUGUUGUUGUUACUUGGGACUUUAAACAGACUUGUUGUAUGUGACCCAACUUUAUUAGCACAUUGUUGAGUAUGUUUGUAUUAAUACUUAUGUUAGUUUCAAAUA